AGCUGCGACUGAGUUUCCGAAUCUCUAAUCUCUUGCACUUCCCACCGCCUUGCCACCUGCUGGUCACCCACCCUUAGCAAGUGUCCAGUCUCAGAUGCCAGUUCCUAAGGUUAUUAGUUUAUAAGCUUGCUGAGAUGGGACUCAUCUGAUUCUCAGCAGAUACUCACCAGUUUCGUGACCUUGUCCAGUAGAAGGCUAUUUUAUUUUUGCAACUGCUUGAGUUUUGGUAUACAAGAUGAAGCAAGAUGCCACAAGAAAUGCUGCCUACACUGUGGAUUGUGAAGAUUAUGUGCAUGUUGUAGAAUUUAAUCCCUUUGAGAGUGGGGAUUCAGGAAAUCUGAUUGCAUAUGGUGGCAAUAAUUAUGUGGUGAUUGGCACAUGUACAUUUCAGGAGGAAGAAGCAGACAUUGAAGGACUUCAUUAUAAAACACUGCGAACAUUUCACCAUGGAGUCAGGGUUGAUGGCAUAGCUUGGAGUCCAGAGACUAGACUUGAUUCAUUGCCUCCAAUAAUCAAAUUUUGUACUUCAGCUGCUGAUAUGAAAAUUAGAUUAUUUACUUCAGAUCUUCAAGAUAAAAAUGAAUAUAAGAUUUUAGAGGGCCAUACAGAUUUCAUUAAUGGUUUGGUGUUUGAUCCCAAAGAAGGCCAAGAAAUUGCAAGUGUGAGUGAUGAUCAUACCUGCAGGAUUUGGAACUUGGAAGGAGUGCAGACAGCUCAUUUUGUUCUUCAUUCCCCUGGCAUGAGUGUAUGCUGGCAUCCUGAGGAAACUUUUAAGCUAAUGGUUGCAGAGAAGAAUGGAACAAUCCGGUUUUAUGAUCUUUUGGCUCAACAGGCUAUUUUGUCUCUUGAAUCAGAACAAAUGCCAUUAAUGUCAGCACAUUGGUGCUUAAAAAACACCUUCAAAGUUGGAGCUGUUGCAGGAAAUGAUUGGUUAAUUUGGGAUAUUACUCGGUCCAGUUAUCCUCAAGAUAAGAGACCUGUUCACAUGGAUCGAGCCUACCUAUUCAGGUGGUCCACAAUUAAUGAAAACUUGUUUGCAACCACUGGUUAUCCUGGCAAAAUGGCAAGCCAGUUUCAAAUUCAUCAUUUAGGACACCCUCAGCCCAUCCUCAUUGGUUCUGUAGCCGUUGGAUCUGGCCUUUCCUGGCAUCGAACUCUCCCACUGUGUGCAAUUGGAGGAGACCACAAACUGUUGUUUUGGGUGACUGAAAUGUAAAAUAAAUUUUCUUUGUAGUUUAGGUUCAUAAACUUUGUAUUUUUAGUACCUAUUUUGGAGAGUUCCUUAUUUUUAUAUCAAAUAUAUUGUAAACUCUAGAAAUAUCUCACUUGUUGCUUUUGUUAAAUAAAAUAUUGAUGGUUUGAAAAAUUA
Molecule: messenger RNA, 1369 nt
Organism: Microcebus murinus (gray mouse lemur)
Lineage: Eukaryota; Metazoa; Chordata; Mammalia; Primates; Cheirogaleidae
Source: RefSeq, a predicted model, not a curated record